Molecule: messenger RNA, 2075 nt
Organism: Poecilia latipinna (sailfin molly)
Lineage: Eukaryota; Metazoa; Chordata; Actinopteri; Cyprinodontiformes; Poeciliidae
Gene: cmtm4
Product: CKLF-like MARVEL transmembrane domain containing 4
Exons: 4
Coding region: 588-1214 (208 amino acids)
Cellular component (GO): membrane
Source: RefSeq, a predicted model, not a curated record
GGUUUUACAGGCUGUUUGGGAAUAAAACGGGCACUGAGCCUACUCAAGAAUGUGCAGAUUUUCAGAGGGGCGGGGACAAGCUGGCUUUCCAUCCAUAGCAAGCAAAGCGGCGACCAAAUCAUUGCGCGCCUCUGUAAUUGAGUUAGUUAGGAAGGCAACGGGGAUCUCUUAGCAUUCUUCAGCACCAAAUUUAUCGGAUGUUUUUUUUCUCGCUUAUAUGAGGCACAUUAGGCGUGACCUGAAUAAUAACCAACCUCGCCCGGACUAAACGAACACUGGGACUCGAACUAGUGACCCAAGGAAUAAGUGCGGCUCCCUCAGCCAGAAGGAGGAAACGCUGCAGCUUGCUUUGCCUGCGCGUCGUGUUCCAGAGCAUCUGCCCCAGGAUGAGGCGAUGAUAAGCGGACCUUCUGGUUUGUUCUCUCCGUCCACCUCUAGCCUGCAUGAAACAAAGUCUGUUCUUCGCCACACAGCCUGCGCCGCAACGUAAACGCCUGGCGUGCUGUCACCGCCGCGCGUUUCCCCCUCUUUUUAUGCUGUGAGUAAACAGUUCUGCUGCUAAGGGUCCAGCCUCUCCCAAUAUCACAAUGAGGACCACGGAGGAGACCGAGGGCUUUGACGGCGAGGCCUCCAACACGUCCAUGAUCUCCGGGGCCAGCAGCCCGUACCAGCCCACCACGGAGCCCGUCCUUUCGCGCAACGUUUUGGGGGCGAUGAGGUGCGACAUGGAGUACCUCGUGUCCUACUUCGGGAUUUUGAAGGCGGUGGAAGUGGUCCUGUCACUCAUCAGUUUUAUCUGCAUAGAGACCAUCAUGAUGUGUUCUCCCUGUGGAGGGGUCUACUUAUUUGAGUUUGUCAGCUGCAGUGCCUUCGUGGUGACCGGAGUCCUUCUCCUGAUCUUCUGCCUCAAUCUCCACAUCAAGGUUCCCCAAGUCAACUGGAACCUGACGGACCUGGUUAACACUGCUACCAGCACCUUUUUGUUCUUUCUCUCGUCCCUUCUUCUGGCCUGCAUCAACCACGACACAGGAGCUGAAAAAGCAGCAGUAGUCUUCGGCUUCCUGGUGACAGGUGUGUUCGGCCUAAACACCUUCCUGGCGGUACGGAGGUGGCGCCGUGGCAACGGGUGUCAGGGGGCCGCUCAGACCAGCGAGUACAUGCGAGCGCGCACGGCAUCCCGUGGAGAAAUGGAGGCUCGACCUGAGCUCGCGUGAGAGCCCGCAGAUGAACUACGCACCGGCAGCUGACAGAGAUGGACGCGACUCUGGCCCGUUGAGCAUACAGUUGGGAUUUGGACCUCUGAAAGUUGUGAUCCCUAAUGAAGCUUCAUUUAACAGCCAGAGUUGGGCUGUGCAGUCAUUGAGAUUCCUUCUCAAAAUGAAACUGUUUCACAGGAAAAGCUGGAUCAGAACUCAAGACGUGAACCACUUCCGUGUCUUGGAAGACACUGGUGACAUUUGCAAGCUUUUGUCUUUCACUGUGAUUGAAGGCAGUGAGUGAUAAGUGGUAGAAAUAUGCCUGUGGACCAGGGCUCCAUGGACAAGCAGCUCUUUCACCUGCGGUCGUCCCCUUAUUGUUCCGUCCUGCAGCUUUUAGCUUCUUCCUGUGAAAAGACUGGUUGUCGAACGUAAUAUCUGAUGAAGUAUGACUGUUUUUUUUUUUUUGUUUGUUUUGUUUUUUUGGCAGACUUUAUAAUCGCCUUUUAAAAUUGUAACCUGAAAUCGGUAAAACUAUUUGCUGCCAGGAGUCACACAGUGACAGCACAGUGGGGGGGGGAUUCUUAACUUGAAAACACUGUGAGGUCAGAUUUUAUGAAUGAUUGGAAACGUUUGACUUGAAAACUACAAUAACAACAGGAAGAAAAUCUGUUUCAACUUUGUGGUUUGACGACCAAAAAUGUUUUUUCUAAUAUUAGAUUUCAAGCUCAUCUUGACAUUUGUUUACUUUUUAGUGUUUUGCUAUAAAAGUGCAUCAUAAUUAUUAUUAUUUUUUAAACCCAUGUAUUCCCAGCAACCUCUGAUCCAAAAUAUUUAAUGUCAUUUUUGCUUCUCUAAAAUUAAAUCAAUCAGUGAGGA